CCAGGUGCUGAAAUCAGUUCAGCGCAGCGCGACUAUUACCAACGAACGUGAACAACGAGAGCAAAAAUUAUUAUAUAUCUCUCUAACCGUACAGUAUAUUUCUAUUGCACCCCCUCCUGCCUUCUUACUUACGUUCGCCUUCGCUUGGGCAAUCGAGCGCAGCAGCGGCAGCUCGAGCGUUAGAAAAUCUACGGUCCGGUCUUUUUGCCUUCUUUUAUAUUCAGUGUGCGUGCGUGGAAGGAGGGAGGUAUGGAUGGAUGUGAAGGCGAUUAAGAAGAGACGCUCGCUGGCUGUACGCGUGAACACGGGGAGAGAAGAACGGCGGCGGCGCCGAGUGGGAUCGGGUUUGUUGCCCGUGGCGAGUGUUUAGCCCCGGGUCGCGUUGGUUUAUUUUUUUACAUAACGCGGUGAGAUUUGUAAUAUUUUUUUUUGUGAUGAACCGAGACGAUGGUUAAGCGCAAAAUAUCGCACGAGUACGUCCGCGAGAUUGGCAGUGACAUACCGCUCCCCAUACAGACGUUCCUGUGGCGGCAGACGAGUGCCUUCAUACGACCAAAACUAGGAAAGCAAUAUGAAGCAUCAUGUGUGUCGUUUGAGCGCGUGCUGGUGGAAAACAAGCUCCAGGGGCUCUCGCCAGCUCUGUGCGAGGCCCUCCAGAGCGUCACCCGAUGGCAGCUCAUCCAGACGUCGCUUCCGCACGUGAUGCACUGCACAGCUACCCUGCUGUCAAACCGGAACAAGCUGGGCCACCAAGACAAGCUCGGCGUGGCGGAGACAAAACUUCUCUACACCCUGCACUGGAUGCUCCUGGAGGCGCCGCAGGAGUGCGCAGCAUCGAGAGGGGGCUCCCUCCUGAAUCGCGGUGGGGGGACCAUCAGCCACGGCGCAGGUGGCGGCGGUGGUGGUGGAGGAGGAGGAGGGGGCGGUGGUGGUGCGGGAGGCGGUGGAUCGAGCAGCACUGCGUUCCUGCACCAGGUGGCGAACCAGGCGUCUCCGAGCCACGCGGUGACCCCGGGGUCUACGCCGGCUCCCGACGGCGGGGAGGUGACCGGACGCUGCCCCUACGGCCUCUCCAUGGCCACCGUUGAGCUCUUUGUGUUCCUCUUCGCGCCGCUCGUCAACAGGAUCAAGGAGUCGGACCUGACCUUCCGACUGGCUAGCGGGCAGGUGAUCUGGCAGCCCAUGUGGGAGCACCGCCUUCCCGAGAUUCCCGCCUUCGCGGCGCUCAUUAAACCCACACGCAACAUCAUCACCGCUAAGAGGGUGUUGCUGUUAAGUCCGCUGACGACAGAGCCCAACAGGAAGGAUGAGCUCCAGGAGCAGGCAAUCGAGGUGGUGUGUGAGCUGUGCCAGGCGGGAGCCAAUCACGCCGGCCCGGGCGCUUCCUCGUGCCAGUGCGAGCACUCGGCACCGGCCGCCCCCGUUCCCCACGCAGCCGCCGAGGCGGGAUCCCCGCCGGACGUCAAGCUGAACCAGGCGACGUACUUUGACGUGGCGGCGCUGCGCUGCCUCUUCCAGCCGCACUGGUCGGAGGAGGGCGUCCACUGGGGGCUCACCUUCUUCCUGCAGCGCCUGCGCCAGAUCCUGGAGGAGCACGCCGAGCAGGGCGGCCGCCGCGAGCCCGACGUCCCGCCGCGGCCUCGCAGCCACUCGGUGGCCGUGCUGCCCUCGCUCGUCAACACUCGCAAAACGCAGGACAUGGCCGGCAAGCGGAAGGAAGAGCCCGAGCUGCUGAACUGCGAGCCGUUCCCGAAGGUGUCGACCACGAGCCAGCGGCGAUCGGCCGUGCCAGACCUCACCACCGACAUCAGCGCCAGCAUCUUCAAGCGGUUUAAGAGUCGCCGAGAGGACCGCGAGCGGAAGGGCUCCAUCCCGGCGCACCAGCAGGGCAAGAAGCGCCAGCGGCGCAUGGGGGUGCCCUUCCUGGUCCACGAGGACGCCGCCGCCGCCGCCGGCGACGCCUCGCCCACGCGUAGCACCUUCUCCUUCAGUGGUGGGACGGAGCGCACCGGCUGGCAGACCGCCAUCCUGGGCAAGUUCUCCCGGCGCGGGAGCUCAGACACCGCCGAGAUUGAGAGCCUGCACACGAGGCACGCUCAGUCCCAGCAUGCUCUGCUCCAUUCCCAGCAUGUCGUGCACUCGCACUCGCAGCAUGCUUUGCUGAGUGACAUCCCCGACCACUCCAACAGCCACGGGGACAACAGCCUGAAGGAAGUCAAGUCUCAGAUCUCCACCAUCAGCGUGGCGACGUUCAACACCACGCUCGCCUCCUUCAACGUGGGCUACUCCGACUUCUUCGCCGAGCACAUGCGCAAGCUGUGUAGCCAGACGGCAAUCCCCGAGAUGCCGCGUGAGCCGCUCGCCUGCGCCAACCUCCCGCGCAGCCUCACCGACUCGUGCCUCACCUACUCCGGCGUCGAGGACCCCGUGGAACCCACGGAGGAUGCCAGCUCGUACAUUUGCCGCGAUGGCACGCUCGACUACCAGGUGAUAGCGCGGGCGCUGUCCGUGGUGCUGGGCGGGGACAUCAGUUCGCGCGUGUGCGACACGGCGCUGCACAUCAUACACGUGCUGCUCCAGCUGGGGCUGGUGGCCGCCACGGACGAACGCGGCAGCGCCCAGCGAGACGACGGCCACCCGCAGGAGCAGACGGGCGACAGGGCCCCGCGGACGAGGGGCGGCAAGGACGGCGUCUCCGGAGGAGGGGGCGGCGGAGGAAGCGGAGGAGAGAGCUCGCCAGUCCAGGGGGAGAAGGAGGCUGGGCCCGCGGAGAGCAUGCACAAGCUGGCGCUCAUCAUGCUCAUCCGCGUCAUCAAGUCCCUGGGCUGCGCGUACGGCUGCGGCGAGGGCCACCGCGGCCUCUCCGGCGACCGCCUGCGCUCCCUGGCGCACGACUGCCUCAGCCAGCUCUACCACCUGGACAAGGCGCAGUUCCGGCGGACACUCCGCGAGUACGUGGGCUCCGACAGCCUCAACAACGUCGUCGAUUUCCUGCACGCGCUGCUGGGGUUCUGCAUGGAGCCGCCCUCCGACAGCAAAGCCGGCUUCGGGAAUGACUUCUCGAUGAACGACAGCCGGUGCUCGGCGAGCAGCAUCGAGUCCGUCAUCAUCGGCUGCACCUUCAAGGCUCUCAUCACGCGCUGCGCCUCCGCCACGCACGAGCUGCACAGCUCCGACAACCUGGGCCUUUACUGCGACAUCAGGCAGCUGGUUCAGUUCAUCAAGGAGUCGCACGGCAACGUGUUCCGUCGGGUGGCGCUGAGCGCUCUCCUCGACAGCGCGGAGAAAGUGAACCCCAGCAAGAAGACGGAGCACAACGCCAAGAACGUCAACACCAAGGGCGCUGGCGGCAGCGGGCAGGAGAGGGGGCAGCCCGGAGCAUCGCAGGACGACAGUAGGAACUGCGGAUCAGGCCGACAGCCGCCGUCUCCCGAGCACGAGGAGCAGCUGCAGGGCGGACUCUUCGGUCGCAAGGAGUUCUGGCGCAAGAUGUUCAAGUCUCAGAGCGCGCACAGCGACAGCAGCAGCCAGUCGGAGCAGGACACGUCCGAGUGCACGACGGCGCACUCGGGCACCACCACCGAUCGACGCUCGCGCACGCGCACGCACCGCGUCACACUCCGCAAGAAGCUCAAGCUGCCGCUCGGAAACUGGCUCAAGAGAGGCUCUCUGUCAGGAACUGCUGACCCCAGGGAGGACCUUUUGGACGUGGCCUCGAUAGACCGUCUCUCUUUCAUCCGACAGAACUCCAAGGUGAAAUUCACGAGCGUCACGAAGCUGUCGGAGGCGGGCGGCCUGGAGGACGGGCGUCCUGGAGGCGGCGAGGAGGAGGAGAAUUUCUUCAAGAGGCUGAGCCGGUGGCGUCUCAGUCGGAGGCACCCGUCCAAGAUCACGCAGCCCGAGGAGAAAGACGUGGCACAGCUGCUGGAGGAGCACCUGGCGUCAGGUCAGGAGGCAGGGCGGCGCAGGAACCUGGUGAACAUCAGCGCCAUCCGCCUGGGCAUGAAGCGCCUCCAGUUCCUGCUCAACUGCAACGACCCGGGCACCAUCCCCGACGCCUCCAUCCUGGCGGCCGCCCUUGACCUGGAGGCCCCAGUGGUGGCACGUGCCGCCCUCUUCCUCGAGUGCGCGCGCUUCGUUCACCGCUGCAACCGCGGCAACUGGCCCGAGUGGAUGAAGGGCCACCACGUGACCAUGUCGCGGCGCGGGCUGUCACGUGGCCGCUCGCCGGUGGCAGGCAGCAAGCGCAACCAGCGGCUGCAGUGGAACGCGUCGAAGCUGUUCUUCCAGUGGGGGGAGGCGAUCGGAGUGCGUCUGGACGAGCUGAGCCGCACGGAGAGCGAAACGCCCGUCGGCCUCCUGGGCCUCAUCCAUGACGACGAGAUGAAGAAGCAGCUCAAGAUGGAGGACGAGGAAGAGGACUUCCUCGAUGACAACAGCGUGAACCCUUCCAAGUGCGGCUGCCCGUUUCCUCUCAAGAUGGCCGCCUGCCAGCUGCUGAUGGAGAUCACCACCUUCCUGAGGGAGACCUUCCCGCUGCUGCCCAAGCCUCGGACGGAGCCGGCCGCGGAGUUUGACGGAGGCCGCCACCGGCUGGACCCGGAGAUGGACCGGCACCGCUACGAGCGGAAGAUCAGCUUCGCGGGCGUCCUGGACGACCCUGAACCCGAGUCGCACGAGUCCCUCCACAGCAGCAGCCACACGCUCAAGUCGGAGACCACGUGGGAGGAAAGACGCAUGCCGCGGCGCGUGCGUCAGGGGGCUUCGCGGCUGCUGCAGAUCAAGGGGACGCGCAGCUUCCGCGUGAAGAAGGGCGGCUCGCUCUCCAGCAUCUGGCGCGCGGGCAGCCUGAAGGGCGGCAAGCUGUCGCGGCAGGACUCCGAGUCCGAGAACGAGGAGCUGCUCCUCUCGCAGAGCCACGACACGGUCACUGACAUCGGAAGCACGCAGAGCACCAGUGACCCCAGCAUUGAGCCUGACAAUGUGGGAGGCCACGGGGCUGAUGAUAACUACCACAAGAACAUGCCCUGGCUCGAGGUGAUGAUCCUGCUGUGCAACCAGCAGAACUUCAUCUGCCAGCACGCGGACUUCUGCCACCCGGGCUGCUACCAGAGGCAUGGCCGUGCCUGCGCGCGCCUCGUACGAGCGCUCAAGCUGGUCUACGGAGACUCGGCCGACCCCGUCAAGGACGAGGGCCUCCCUGGCCGCGCCAACAUCGGCAACAAGAAGGCCAAGGAGUUUAAAUUCCAUAAGUCGGACAAAUCGUCGCUGCGGCCUCCCUCGCUGAAGAAGAGGACAUCCGAGGUGAUUGUGGACGGCAAGAAAGACCCUGGCAUGCUCAAGUACAUUCGCAAUCAGGUGAUGAGCCUGGCCCCGGCUCCCCUGUCGCUGCUCAUCAAGGCUGCCACCAUCAUGACGGAGGACAUGUACAGCGACGUGCAGCCGGCAGCAUGGGAGCUGCUCCUCAGCGUCGACGAGCACAUGGCCGCCACUGCAGCCGCAAUGUUCCUGCUGUGCGCGGUGAAAGUCCCCGAGCAUGUGACGGACAUGAUCAUGUCCGAGUUCCACCACCAGGACGCGACCCAGCGAAUCAACUCCAUUCUGCGCUUCGGGGCGCUGUGGCGAUUCCGCUACCAGGUCUGGCCUCGCAUGGAGGAGGGCGCUCCACAGACCUUCAAGGUCCCCCCGCCAAGCAUUAACUUCACGCUGCCAUCGCCCAUCCUGGGGGUGCAGUCGCUCCCCGUGUUCGAUCCCCCGUGGGUGCCCCAGUCCACGGACAGCGUGCAAGACGCCAUCAGCGAGGACGCCUCGAAAUCGUUCUCGGCCAAGGCGGUGUCCCGCUCCCACCAGCGCGCCGAGCACAUCCUCAAGAGCCUCCAGCACGAGGAGGAGCGGCGCCGGUUGGGCCGUGAGGCCAGCCUCAUCACCACCGUGCCGCUCACGCAGAAGGCCGGCUUCGAGCCCUCGGCCGCCGCGGGCACGCCGGCCGAGCAGGAGGAAGACGAGGCGGGCAACCUGGUGUCCCGUCGCCUCUCCAUGAGUCCGUCCUGUACGUCUAGUGCCUCCCACCGUAACUACUCCUUCCGGCGGGGUUCGCAGUGGUCUGUGCGCUCUGCAGCCAGCGCUGAAGAGGAGCACGGCACGGAGCACACGCCGACGCACUUCGCCCUGCAGCCGCCCCAGGCCAUCUUCCCCGCGUGCAUCUGCGCGUGCGUGCUGGCCGUCAUCGACCUCAUGGAGGACGGGGAGGUGCGGGAAGACGGCGUGACAGUGUGCGCGGUGGCGCAGCAAGUGCUGUGGAACUGCCUGAUCGAGGACCCUGCCCUCGUGCUGCGCCACUUCCUCGAGAGGUUCACAGUCAGCAACCGGCAGGAGGAGCUGAUUUUUAUGCUGCGGAAGCUUCUCAUAAACGUUGGGGAGUUGCCGCCUCAGACCUCGCACAUCCUGUUCAAUUACCUGAUCGGGCUGAUCAUGUACUUUGUGCGCACGCCGUGCGACUGCGGCGAGGAGGCGGUGGCCGCCACGCUCACGUUCCUGUGGCAGGUGGUCAGCUUCGUCGAGGGCCUCUUUAUCAAGGACCUCAAACAAACGCUCAAGAAGGAGCAGUGCGACCUCAAGCUGCUCGUCACCGCCGCCAUGCCCGGCACUAAAACAUUGGUGGUCCAUGGUCCAAACGAAUGUGACAUUCCAACACAGCUUCCCGUGCACGAGGACACACUCUUUGAGGCCGUGUUGAAGGAGAGUUUAGAGUUCUUCAAUAUCCCUGAGGCGCAGUCUGAGAACUGUUUUCUGAUGGACAGGCGUAGGAACAUCAUCCAUUACAGCAAGACGUACGUGCGGGACAUCUACCCGUUCCGCCGAUCCGUCUCGCCCCAGCUCAUCCUCGUCAAGAUGGAUCCGGAGAAAGGGGCGACAUUAAUCCAAAAACAGGUUCUGACGCGGAAGCUGGAGGAGGUGGGUCGCCUGCUCUUCGCCAAGGCUCUGACGCAGCACAUGCCGCACAGCCACCUGCAGUCCCACGUCUCCGUGCUGCAGGAGGACCUCCUCCGCCUGCCGUCCUUCCCCCGCAAGGCCAUUGAGGCCGAAUUCUCGCUCUUCACCGACCCACAAGGCAAGGAGCUGUUCGCCGUGGACUGCCUCCAGAAGUUGCUGUGGAUUCGCUUCCUGGAAGAGAUGUUCCUGGGCAUGCCCAGCGAGUUCCCGUGGGGGGACGAGGUCAUGCUCUUCCUCAACGUCUUCAACGGCGCCCUGCUACUGCACUGCGAGGACAGCUCCCUGCUGCGCCAGUUCCUCGCUACCGCCAUCAACACAGCGCUCCACUUUAAUCAUCUCUUCUCGCUCAACGGCUACCAGUGGAUCCUGCCCACCAUAUUGCAGGUGUUCACAAGCUACAAGAGCAACCCUCUGCUGCGAGAAAUGAUCGAGUUCGCCUGUCGGCAGUUCUACAUCCUGCAUCGCAAGCCCUUCCUGCUGCAGAUGUUUGCGAGCGUCGCUCCGCUGCUGGAAAUCUCCGAUUCUCCGGGCAGCGGGGCGUCAGGGGAGGUGUCCCCGCAGUGCCUCUUCGACCUGCUCAUCUCGCUCGAGAGGGACUCUAAAGACACCCUCGACGUGCUGGAGCUCGUUAAGGCCGAGAAGCCCCUCAAGUCCCUGGAUUUCUGCUACGGAAAUGAAGACCUCGCAUUCUCGAUGGCCGAGGCCAUCAAGCUGUGCGUGACGGUGGUCGCUUACGCCCCCGAGUCCUUUAGAAGCUUGCAGAUGCUGAGCGUGGUAGAGGCGCUGGUGCCCUGCUACCUGCAGCGACUUAAGACGCUCACGGUGCAGCUGGAGACGCCAGCGGCCGCCCGGGAGGAGAUCACCGCCAUCGCGAACCUGGCGACCUGCGUGCAAGCGCUCCUCUACAGCGCCGAGCCUCUCACUCGGCCCAUGACGGCGCCACAGGUGAGCCGCUCGGACCAGACCUACAAGGGAGCGGCCGCGGCGAACCACACGACGUCAGGAGGGGCCAGUCUCAGGGAUGAGUUGCGGCUGCUUGAGGAGGGCCAGGGAUUGGGCCCCGAGGAGUUGGAUGAACGCCUGGCCAAGGAGGAGUUCCGGAGGCCACGCGAAUCGCUGCUCAACAUCUGCACCGACUUCUUCAAGCACAGCGGCCCCCGGCUCAAGAUCCUGCAGAGCAUGGCCGGGGAACCCCGCGCCGCCGUGCCGGAGCUGCUCGACGUUAAGUCGCACAUCCGGUUGGCCGAGAUCGCGCACUCGCUGCUCAAGCUGGCUCCGUACGACGGGGCGACGAUGGAGAGCCGGGGCCUGCGCCGCUACAUGACCGAGAUGCUGCCCAUCACGGACUGGUCGAGCGAGGCCGUGCGUCCCGCCCUGAUCCUCAUCAUCAAGCGCCUGGACCGCAUGUUUAACAAGAUCCACAAGAUGCCCACGCUGCGGCGGCAGAUUGAGUGGGAGGGCGCGAGCAGCCUCAUUCAGGGAGUGUGCAUCACCCUUCAGAAGCAGCCAAUCAUCUCCUUCCUGCCGCACGUCCGCUCCCUCAUCAACAUCUGCGUCAAUCUGGUGAUGGGUGUGGUGGGGCCCUCCAGUGUGGCUGACGGGCUCCCCCUGCUCCACCUGAGCCCCUACCUGUCUCCACCGCUGCCCUUCAGCACGGCCGUCGUAAAGCUCGUGGCUCUGCAGAUCCAGGCCCUGAAAGAAGACUUCCCGCUGCACCUGGUGAUUUCUCCAUUCACCAACCAAGAGAGGAGGGAAGGGAUGCUUCUUAACCUCUUCAUCCCCUUUGUGCUGGCCGUGGGCUCCGGCAACCGAGAUGCUCCACGGCUGCAGCAGUCGGAGGUGCUCUUCCUGCUGCAGACGGUGCUGCACGUGCUGCUGCCACCACGUGUCAUCAGCACGUCGCGCAGCAAGAACUUUCUGCUCGAGGGCUCGCCGGCGCACUGCCCCAACACCGCCGGGGAGCUGGGCCGCGACUCGCGCAAGGACGGCCUCGCCGAGUCAACCAGUCAGGCUGCCUUCCUCGCUCUGAAGGUGCUGCUGGUGUGCUUCGAGCGUCAGCUGGGGCCCUACUGGUACAAGCUGAGCCUGCAGGUGAUGGAGAUGGCCUUCCGCAAGGUGGGCGUUGUGGCCCUGUGGGACUUCAUGGACUUCAUCGUGCGCACGCGCAUCCCCCUCUUCGUGCUGCUGCGUCCGUUCAUCCAGUGCAAGCUGCUGCACGUCCAUCCCGAGACGGCGGAGGAGGAGGCGGCGCAGAGACGAAUCUCCGAGCAGUUGGAGCGUCGCUUCAUCCCGCGGCCCCUCUCCAAAAGCUCGCUCGUCGCCGAGUUCAACAACGAGCUCAAGAUCCUCAAGGAGGCCGUGCACAGCGGCACUGCCUACCAGGGCAAGACCUCGAUCAGCACGCUGGGCACCAACACGUCGGCGUACCGCAUGAGCCUGGCCACCAUGUCGCGCUCCAACACGGGCACGGGCACCGUGUGGGAGCAGGAGAGCCAGCCGUCCCACCAGGCCUCGCAGGACACCAUCAACCGCACCGACGAGGAGGACGCCGAGAACCAGUCGGUGAGCAUGCCAAGCGUGAUGAGCGAGCGAGACGAGGCGUUCUUGGCGAGCGGCACGGCGCGAGGGCGCAGGCGGCUGUCCAGCCACGUGUCCUGCAUGUCGGCGCCCCAGACCAGCACGCACAUCUGCAGCAUGCUGCCCAGCCAGAGUGAACCUAAUGUCCUGGAGGACAUCCAGAGCUUGGCGGCUAACCUCUCUAGGGUGGCGAGCGUGCAGAGCGAGCCGGGGAGACAGAACCUGCUGACGCAGCAGCCGCUGGGACGCAAAAGAGGCCUCAAGCAGCCGCGUCGCCUUCUCCUGUCGCGGGAGAAGACGCAGCACGACCCGCGGCCCCGGCACGCGGCACGCCUCUCCACCACGCGCCGCAGCAUCCAGCCAAAGUCCCGGCCUCUGGCAGAGCAGAAGCGGUCUGUGACGUUUACAGAGGAGGCGGGAGCUUCGGCCGCGGCCCCAGGAGACGGUGGCGUCUCCGCCGCUGGAGGGGACGACGCCGCCGCCGCACCGCCACCGGGCGUCCCGCCUGGCGAGGAAGCGACGGCGGCUGCAGCCGAGGCGGCCCCCAAGCCACCGUACCCGCUCGGCGAGGUGCCACGCCGGGCGCCACCGCAGGGCGGCGGCAGGAGGUCCAGCCUGGCCGAGGUCACCGUCACCGUCACCGACCUCUCCACGCUGGAGCACGACGAGCUCUCGGAGCAGAUGGAUCUGGCGGCCGAGAUGGAGGAGGAGUUUAACCGGGGCUUGCUGGCCUACGGACUGGCGCGUCACCGGGGGCUCUUCGACUCCAGAGGGAGCCUCGGGGGCGGUGGCGGCGGCGGCGGCGACGAGGAGGAUGGCCGCGGAGGCCCGGUCGAGACGACGUGCCUCCUCCCGCCGUCCCUGCUCGCCACCCCGACCACGCCGGAGAAGGGCAGCGGCCCCCCUCCUGCGAGCUCCUCUUUCCUGGCACCACCGCCACCUUGCCGGGAGCUGAUGGUGGAAGCCGAAGAGACUGACCUGGACCUGCACGAAUCGCACGUCUAGCCGUGCCCCACGUGGCGAUUUCUCACGCGGAGGGCGCACGCUAGCUACCUCGUAGUCCUGUGCGGCGUAGCGCGGUUCGCACGGGCCCCUGCGCAAGGAAUGAAAUGGGGCCUCCUGGUCCAACGGCCCCCGUCUCUUCAUAGCCUGACACCUGGCCUUUCAUCCCAUCCAGUGGGACCCCGACGCAGUUGCACCGCCUGCACACUUGACAGCCACGCCACUCUUCCUAACGCAGGAAUCCAUCUUCGCCGUUUAGUUAUAUAAGCAUUACUCUCUCUCUCUGAUAAUCACGGAUGUCCAUUUUUUUGCGACAUUGUAGAAGAAUCUGGCCAAUGAAUUCAUUAAAUUAUCGACUGGGGAAUUGUAGCCUGUGGCGAUGGCACACGUGUCAUUAAUGCCAACCCAAGUUAUGCUUCAGAAUAGACCCGCAUUUAUCCCAUCAUGGAGAGUGUCUUAUAAUGUUAUUGCAAUUGUCAUUUGUUUUAUUCCACGGAUUUAUGUGAAAAGUGCUAUACCAAAAAAAAAGUCAUACGUUGCUCAUCCAUUCCUAUAUUUAUGUUAGACAGGUUUGUGCUCAUUUAUUUGGUUAUUUAUUCCAUAUUACUUAAUUGAGAACACAGGUUGUUCAAUCACGGUGUCCUUUGCUUUCAUGUGGAGUUCACAACUCUACUUCAACCAGGGUGUUAAGUCUCAUUGUCUAUUCACGCAGAGUGUAACAGGUGUGACAGAUUGAAAGAAAAGCAGUCGAUAAUUACACGUGAAUAGCGAAUGAAUAAGUAAUAGAAGUGGGUCACGGCUGUAAAAAUAGUUGUUACACAUUUAUAAGACAUUUAUAAAUAAUUGAAAUCUUUACUUGGGUCAUUUCAAAUGAAGGUUCCCCACGUAUCAUUGCCAAAGUGGGGGAACAUGUGUCCUCAUAGCAGGAGCAAAGUGUGCAGAUGCAAAACAUUUGGAUAUUGUGACGAUACCUGUACAGAUAAGGCCAGCCUACAAAAAGGCAAGGUAAUAUUACAAUGCUUAAUGGAGAGGCAUUCAACAGGGUCAUUUGGGAUUGUACUAAAUGUUCUCUCGUUACAUCAUCGUUUAACCCACGCACUUGUAUACUUUACCAAUGGGUCACAGAUGUAUGGCAAUAUAUACGGUGUGUGUCCGACUGUUCAUUGUAUGUGUGUGUAGAUCCAGUAGACAAUAUUAGAACGGUGUGAGCCUGCAAACAGCUGCUGCCAGUAAAAAUAAUUUGCUCGAUUCCAGGCUUACUGCUCAUGCAAAAAGAUAUCUCUUGUACAAUCCCCGCAAAUAGCAUGUGAUAUUGCUAAGAGCGAGUCAACUUACUGGCAGCAGCUAUAUACAAUAGGUUGCCUUGGUGCCAGUAUCUCCUACUGGUAGUAGUGUCUGCCGUGUGUGUGUGUGUCACGUUCUUGUAAUGCUGCUACUGGUGUUGAAUGUGCCGAGUUGCACAUCUGUGAGCGUGCAUUCUGGGAUUGUGCUGCGAUCCGCUGAUGUUCGAAUAGUGUUAACGUUCCUCCUAAACGUAUCUGCUUGCAGUAUUCUGUCCUCUCUGUGACUGUUCUCGUGAUCGUGUCGUUUGUUUCGAGAGUCACCGAUGUAGUUUGUGCAAAAUGUCUUUAGCCAUAUUUCAUAGGCAAUACGAGGAACACACUUCCUGACACAUAAUGUGUGAUUUACGCGCGUUGAUUCGUCAUCGGAAUCAAAAGUAGAAACCCGUGGUGGUUGACUUUAACCACCACGCCUGAAGGCCAGCUCACGGCGACGUUUGCGUUGUGAUGGAACGGUGCAUUCGGUUGAACGUAGUUGAUGUCUUUUGUUCCACUGAGUCCAUGUGUGAUGUUUGUGAUCUAAACUUGGGAUCUCACAAGCCAGUGAGGUGUGCGUGGAGGAGGUCCAAACUUAUCAUUCUAUCAUCCCCCGCCACGAACACUGGAAUUCUCUAAAAGUGCGGCGCCUCUCGAGGUCACACAAGGUCUCGUGCUGGUGCAGGAGCACGUUUGGAUCAUUCCAUUUCACGUGGGAUGGGGGGGGGGCACAUGCCAGCAGACCAUCUCUUUGCGCGAAACCCAUGCUGUUGUGCCCAUGCUAUGUGCCAUUCACGACGCGUUUUAACCACGUACCAAAGCUGCCUUACUUGUUUGCGUUGCAUUCAGUGAAGUGGUCACCCAGACAUGUUGCGCGAUCAUGUGCCAAAUGGAAUGAGGAUAUUUGUAGGUAUGGGGGAGAUAAGGGGCAUCCCCCCCCACCCCUAUUCUUAGGUUUUUUCGGUAAAGUCACGUAGGUAAAACAUUAAAAUUAAUAAAAGUAAAAUAAAAUAAAAAUCACGACGUUUCGGAGGCAACACAAGAUUCCGUCUUCAGGUGGAACCGUCACAGCCACGACAGCUGUAUCAAGUAAACGAGAGAUUGCAGGAGCUAUCACUCCCUUUAUAUAAUGGUUGGAGAAGGGGGGGGGGGGUAAGGGCCAAAUACAGCACACUUUUUAUUAAUAUGGUAAGGUGAGGGUGAGCCUUUGUUAUGGAGAGGUACGGUUUGUGACUCAACCUGUGACAAGGAGACAACCACUAAACAUGGUAAGUUAAAUCUUUUUUGCAUGGUACGGUUUGUGACUCAACCUGUGACAAGGAGACAACCCCCCCACCCCUCCUUAUCACCCCUGCGUCACGUCCAACGCUCUCGAGUCGUGCAUCCCACGACUGUGAAGCCACACUCUUCCUCGCCAUGGGAAUGAGCAGGCAUGCGUUGGUCGCGUGUAUUUUGGAGUGUGCCAUUGUAUGCAGGGGUGGGUGAAUGUAGCGAAUCAAGUGAGCGGGACUGGAAUAAGGAGGGCCUGUGAAAUUGUACCGGUUUAUGCCACGAUGUUUUUUUUUGUUUGCUACAUUAGCCUUCAUGAGCUCGUUUUACUGUCCGAAUCUGCAUCUCUUUAAUGUGCGCCCGUAUGUGUGUUACUUUAUGUAAUUCUGGAUGAGCAGUAAAAUGUAAUGGAUAUACCGUAAUGUCUAAUAAUGAAAUCACUGUAUAUUAUGUACGCACAAUAAAACAUAUAUG
This is a messenger RNA of Lethenteron reissneri (Far Eastern brook lamprey), 13631 nucleotides long. RefSeq names its product unc-80 homolog, NALCN channel complex subunit (gene UNC80). The record is from RefSeq and is a predicted model, not a curated record. Gene Ontology annotation, molecular function: monoatomic cation channel activity. Gene Ontology annotation, biological process: monoatomic cation homeostasis. NCBI's taxonomy places the organism in Eukaryota, Metazoa, Chordata, Hyperoartia, Petromyzontiformes, Petromyzontidae. Gene Ontology annotation, cellular component: axon; cation channel complex.